This is a messenger RNA of Diatraea saccharalis (sugarcane borer), 4748 nucleotides long. Lineage: Eukaryota; Metazoa; Arthropoda; Insecta; Lepidoptera; Crambidae. The record is from the annotation of a GenBank genome assembly.
UGAUUUGAACACAUUUGGAAUUGUUCACUUAAUGAGGCGUUUACCAAUUUAAGUUGUCAGUUGAGUUAGCGAAUAAGUUUGCAGGUAAGAUAACAGUGACAAAUAUUAUCAUGCUUACGUCAACACUAUUUCAUAGACAAGCUAAACUGGCCGUCAAAAAAAUGCCUAUGGCUUCCGUUCAGCGCACGCGGAAGUGAAUACUUAGUGAUUUCCUUUUCCUUCACUACCUAUUCAAAUAAUCUAAAGAAAGUUUUUUUGAGUAAUAAAUUUAAGUUAAAUCCGAGCUCAUAUAAAUUUAAGUUGUGAUAUCGUUGUUGUGGACGUGGAUUGUUAUUUACCAUCACAAUGGAAGUUACCGAUUUUAGUGAUAUAUUAAACAUUCGUACUGUUAAAAUGGAAACAGGAGAAAAUGGAUUUGAUAGUGUAACAGAAGUAGAGUCUUCUGAUCCUUUAACAGCGAUACCGCAAUAUGUAACGGAAAGUGAUUUGGGUCUUAUGCAAGCGGGAACGGAGAUUCUUCAGGCACCAUUGGCUGUAUUUGACACUGCUGAUGAUGAUGAUACCAUGCAAAGUAAUGACUCAAAUGAAGAGGUGAUUAUACAACUGAUGGAUAUCAGAACUCGUUUAUCUAAACUUAGAGCAAUGUUGGAACAAAGGAUUGGCACAGAUCUGUCAGAUUACACAUUCUGGCUCCAAGAUGCUAAAAUGUUAGAAAACCAUAAAACUUUAGUGGAACAGUGCAUUAGAGGCGAAGGGGUUGUCCAGGUAAACAUUCAGAUAAGACCUGCUGAACAUAAAAUAAACAUCUUAGAUGUACUGAAACCUGACGAAGAGUUGUUACAGCUACCACAACAACCCGAACAACAAUAUGUGGAAGUGGACGAGGAUGUUGUACCAAUACCGGUACAAGUGCAGGAAUGUAAUCAAAUAGUGGAAGAAGAAGCGACUCACGCGGCCGCCGUCAAGUGGAUAGUAGAUCCACACUUUAAGUCGGACCACAGAGUCAAGAUACCAGAUGACCCCAGACAAUGCAAAAAAUUACAUUUUUCACUUCACUCGCUCAAAUGUCUCCAGAACUUUUUACCUCUGAAAACCAAGAUCUCCCUCGUACAGACUCUCCUUUUCCCCAUUCUUGACUACGCUGACGCGUGCUACCUGGAUGCCACUGAGGAGCUUCUAAACAAACUAGAGCGUCUCCAAAAUGUAUGUAUUAGGUUUAUUUUCGGUUUACGUAAGUACGAUCAUAUUUCCCAGUUCCGAUCGCAACUCAAGUGGCUUCCAAUUCGUCACCGCAGGAACGCUCAUGUUCUUUCUACUCUCUAUAACAUCCUAUACAAUCCCUCUGCUCCUUCUUAUCUCCGUAACCUCUUCCACUUAUCCCGGGCCCAGGACAAACCUUGUCGUUCGAACGUAAGGACGUCACUGGCCAUCCCCACCCAUCACUCUGAUUUCUUUUCCUAUUCCUUCACUGUCCAUGCCGCAAGAUUAUGGAACGCUCUCCCCUACGAAUUUAAUCUGACAGGAAUAAAACUGUCAGAUUGGAAUAUAAACGGUUCACAGUUAUGUUCCAUCACUAACGUGGAUUUUAAUGAAAAAGUUCCGUCAGAUCCUGGUGAUAUAUUUUGGACACAUUUUGAAUUAUUGAGGAAAUGCAAAUUUAUCGUGGGUACAUUACGUCAACGAAUUGAAAAAUUCCUAAAAGAAGCUACCGAAAUAAAUGCCGCUAGAUUCCAAAAAGAAGCUACUGAAGUAAAUGUCCCUAGGUUUCAAAAAGAAGCUAUUGAAAUAAAAACCAAUGAAAAUGUUCCAGCAAAAGAUCCCCUUGAAAUGCCGCAGUCUGCGAUAAAGAAGAAACCUAAGCAGUUAAUACUAAAGCCCUCAUCUGAAGACGAUCUCACACCUUACAUGACGGCACGUAACGGCAAUAACGGGCAGAUUCAAUUAUGGCAAUUUCUACUGGAACUACUGACUAGUGCCGAAUAUUAUGACGUCAUACGGUGGCAUGGUACAAACGGUGAAUUUAAAUUAUUGGAGCCAGAACGCGUCGCCCGUUUAUGGGGCGCUCGUAAACACAAACCCGCCAUGAACUAUGAGAAACUGUCGAGAGCACUACGGUAUUAUUACGACGGUGAUAUGAUAGCUAAAGUGACCGGGAAGAGAUUUGUAUACAAAUUUGUAUGCGAUUUGCAACAGCUCAUUGGAUACGACGCAGGCGAAUUAGCGGAGCUAGUUAAAGAAGUGCACGAUUCCAAGUUAAACAUAUUGUGAACAUAACAUGAACAAAAAAACUUAAGGAAAUAUUGGAAAAUAUUCGUUUCAAAUGUUGUCAACGAAAAAACGUUACCUUUUAAAUUUAAUAAUCCAGAAAAAAAUUUUAAAUAACUGUUCGUAAAAUUCUGACUGAAUUGUAUAUAUAAUAAGUUCUCGUGCCUUAGUCGAAAAGUGGUUUUCUUUUGAGCGGUUAAGGUUCAAAGUUUGAUUACGCAUGUGUUAUAUAAAUACCGACUGUGCGACAUAUCAUUGCAAAUUUUCUUAUCUUUUAGUUAUUUUCUGCUAUAUACUGUUGUUAAAUAAAUUAUAUUUUUAAUUCGUAAGCUUUUAUAAAAUGUUACAGUAAACACCCGAAUUUAAAAGAAAAUCAAAAAUUUUCGACUUUGGCAUUAUUGUGCAUGUACUAUCUCCUUUUACUUUAAUAACUUAUAAUUGGUUAACUGAUCGUUGUUAAGACCUCCGUUGACUAUUUAGGUAUAAAAAAGAAUAAUUUUUGGUACUCGCAUAUAUUUUUAUAUGUUAAAUGUGUUUUAAAAAUACUUAAAUGUAAAGAGAUCCAGUCCAUGCAGCCACGUCUAAAUUAAUUUUCUUCCGUUAUCAUUAUUAACCACUUUUCUGUCUUUUAUAUACUAUACUAUUUUUUUGAACUAUAUGUAUAUAGUUUGGUAUAUGAUAAUUUGGCUCACAAAACACUAAUUUUCAAUAUUACAUUUUUUAUUACAAAUUUUCUUUAGGUUAUAUUGAUCCAAAAUUAAAUUCACAUGUUGCCAUAAACUCUAUUUUUUAAAUAACCGUUUUUCAAUUGUUUUGAAGUCGAUAAAUAUGAAUGUGUAAAUGAGAAUUAAGUGAUAUUGUAAAUAAAUUAGGUUAAUGUUGUUGAUAUUAUGUACAAAUAAAGUUUAUACUUAGUUUUUAAAUGUUUUACUUUACUCAUCUUGAUAUAAUGUAUGAUUAAUGAUGGAGUAUUAAAGCAAAGUAAGCAACUAAAAUUUUACAUAAACAUAUUUGUCAUUUUUUUUCCAGAACCGGAAUCACAUUAGCGAAAUCAUCAAAAUGGGCCAAAGAAAAUAAUAAUUUUCGAUCCUUUACACUUUUUUAUAUAAAUGAAAUUACAAUUAGAAAAAAAUUUUACUAAAAAAAAGUUUACAAAAGUAAAAAUUUACUAGCUCAAUUUACUUUUAUUACAUAAGAAAGAUUUUUCGAUAUAUUCAAAUAAGCCAAACUAUUUGACAAUUCCGGCAUUGUUGUUAAACUUACAGAAAAUUAAAACGUAAAGGGGUCGAGUUGGGAUCAAGGUUGUACAAAUGUUUCAAUUCAAAGUAUGUAACGAAAUUUACUUUAAUUUCGACUACAUUUUUCACUACAUUUGCACAAACGUCCAUUAAAUUUUUCAUUAGUUUAAAGUGACAUUACACAUACAAAUUUGAUAUUCAUUAGAGAUUAAAGGCGUCAUUAAACCUUAAUGGACGUUUGUGCAACUGACCGUUAGUCAAUUCGUUCUUAAUAGUUCAUUUGUAUUAGUUAGGCAGGCCUACUUGCACUAAGUGUAGGCGAUUUCUCGUGGACUCAUUUCUCAAUGAAAGUAACACAGAAAACGAUAAGUUGUAUAAUAAUCAGCUGUUUCAUACAAAAACGAUAAGUUGUAUAAUAAUCAGCUGUUUCAUACAAAAUUGUUAUACCUACAAUCGUUGACAGUAUGAAACAGGUGAUUAUUUUUUCAAUGUUGCUCCCAUAGUAAAAGUUGUUCAGUAUACUUAACUAAUACCUGUCCUGGCAUAUAAGUCCUGGCAUAUCGACUCUGCCGAAUAGAUGAUUUUCUUGACACUAUUACUGAUUCAAUUAAAUUUUUUAUUUUAAAUGUUUGCUAUUUAAAAAGAAAAUAUUUUUUUUUCUUUCCUUUUAAAAAUAGUUGAUCAGUAGAACAACUAAAAUAUUCGAAGCCUUUAGUGACAAAAUAAAAGCCAAAAGUUAUGUAAAAGCAUAUUUUAUUUUUAAUCUUAACCAUUCUUUAGAUAGAAUAAUUCACAGCUUUGGUCUAUAAAGAGCGCAGUUAUCGGAAAUAAAAAAUAUACAUAAUCUAUCACAUACAUAUAUUAUCAACUAUUCCUCAUAAAUAUACCUGGAGUAAUUUCACAAACAAAAAUAAAACCUUAAAAAUUAAAAUUAUAGAAGAGACUCCUAAUCAAAUAAACAGCAAUAAUAAUGCACUCUUAAUCACGUAACCCCUCAUUCCUUACAUCUAUAUCAUCAAUAAACAGAAGGAAAAAAAAAAAGAAUUGCAUAACUUCGAAAAAUCUAGCGUUCCAUCUAGUAGUGUGUGCGUUUUUAUUGUACUCCUUUUUUAAAUACAAACUUUUUAAAUUUAAUAUUACACAACAAAAAAUAGAAACAACUUAUUCUUCAUUUUAGAUUAUACAAUCAAUAUCAAAACGAAGUCACCGUACAUUCUGCAAUCUGUGCCAGAGACAAGUGGCAGA